AACUUUUUUUUUUUUUUUUUAUAAAACACAAACUUACCAUUGUAAAACUUUUUCUCUCUCUCUUUUUUACUUUCUUGUCAAAAAAUAAUAAUAAAUAUACAUAUAUUGUACUCUGAUGAUUGAGAGUGAACUGUUUGCAAGACUCUUUGGUUACUUUAGUAUAGGAUGUUGGAUCGUUGUAUUUACACCACAAUUUUAUGAAAAUUAUAAAUUGAAAAACACAGAUGGUGUAUCCGUCACCUUUCUCACCUUGUGGAUAUUGGGAGAUAUAUUGAAUCUAUUCGGAAUCAUCUUACAGAAUCUUUUAUUCACCAUGUUAUUACUAGCAUUGUAUUAUUUGAUGGCAGAUUGUAUGUUAAUGGCACAAGUGUUUUAUUACCGUAGACCUCACCAACCUAUAGAAGAAGAAGUUCAUGUGUAUGAGACAGGACCAGAUGAAACUACUCGGUUAUUGAAUCAUGAUGCCGCCACUGUGAGCAGGGCUAAGAAUCCUAAAACGCGUGGUAUCAUCCGACUCUUUUUUGUCAGCAGUGUUUGCCUCUGGCUUGGAUUGUUGGGUGGAUCCGCCCUGUUUUUCCUUUGGCCGGGGCAGACAACGGAUUGGAGUCAAUGGCAGAUUGUGCCACAAAUGUUUGGAUGGGGAAGUGCCAUUCUUUAUUGUUCAAGUCGUAUACCCCAAAUCAUGCAGAAUUUUAGAAAUGAGAGUGUUCAAGGAUUAUCUCUGGUGAUGUUUAUAUUUAGUGUAGUUGGUAACAUCACAUACUGUGUGAGUAUCGUAUUGGAAUCAACUGACCCAACUUAUCUCUUGAUUAAUUAUCCUUGGAUCCUUGGAAGUGGCGGAACUCUCUUUUUUGACUUUACAAUCUUUUUCCAAUUUUACAUGUACCGUAAGCGCACAGACGUGGAAUUUAAGAACAUAAAUGAAGAUGACUAAAAGCUAAGGGGGUUUCUUGUUUAUUAAUAAAAUAAAAUGAUAAAAAGACCAACAUUGAUAUUUGGUUUAACCGAUUAAAAUGACGACGUUUCAUCCGCUGCAGAUGAUACAAUUUGGGCGUUUUGUAAAGACAUCGAUCUGCAAUAAAUAAAUAUCAUUUGACCUCUUGAUCGACACUUGUUGACUUUUUUAGUCUAUAUAAAUAAAUUUC
Mucor mucedo is the source of this 1145-nucleotide messenger RNA. Its product is annotated as PQ loop repeat-domain-containing protein. Gene Ontology annotation, biological process: basic amino acid transmembrane export from vacuole. The coding region runs from base 116 to 934 and encodes 272 amino acids. Lineage: Eukaryota; Fungi; Mucoromycota; Mucoromycetes; Mucorales; Mucoraceae. The transcript has 5 exons. The record is from RefSeq and is a predicted model, not a curated record. Gene Ontology annotation, cellular component: fungal-type vacuole membrane.